AUGUAUAAUUUAAGGAAGGGGUCCAAGACAUCCUGCUUGAGGGGGAUCGAUGAGUUUCUGUCCAUUGAGAAUCAAUCUGCUGGACAGGAAGAGGAACAGACAGCUGAGCCUGCUCCAGGGGAAGAGCAACGAGUGGUUGAUCCUCCCGUGAUAAGAGCAGCGGGAAAAAGAAAACUCUCUGCAGAUGAAGCCGGCCAGUAUGAUAAGCAGAUCCGUCAGAAACUGCUGGUGGAUUCUCCCCCAAAAGGCCAACAAAAAUCCAAGUUGAUGGCUGAGGCCAUCAAAGCUGCUAUAGAUGAAGAACAACAAGAAUCGUCUGUUGCAGGCCUGCCACAUAGAGCUGGACUUCGUUCUCAUGGCCCAGCUUUAUCGAGCGAAGCUUCUUCUUACCAUCCUCCUGAGGGCGAAGAGGAUGAAUUAAUGGCUGCAGAUGCAGAGUCUGCUCCGAUGAUGGACCUUCCCAAGUCUCCUGCCUUAGAACCAGGGGGUUCACCUUCUCCAGGGACUACUGCUACUACUACUUCAGAGCCAGAACCUGCGCAGAUGUUGGCUCCUUUAGUAGAGCAACAUUUACCUGGCUCUCCUACGACAACGGUUUCACCUGCAGCGUUGCCUGAAACUACUGCCGCAACUCCUCCUCCCGAACAGCAACUUGUGCAGGUGUCAGCUCUUAUGCAGGAGCAGGCCUUACCUGCCUCAUCCACCGUAGCUGCUUCAUCUACAGCAUUGAUGAAGAUCUCACUUGCGCCCACGGAGGCUGGACCAAGCGCGUCUCCAGCUAGAGCAAUGAUGGCUUUGACUUCAAGCCCUUCGCAAUUGAAUGUUUCAGUUGCCUCCGCGACUUCUACACCCAAAUCACUUGCCAAUCCAUAUUUCGGCGCGUCCACUUCUGGGGUCGUCGAGUCGUCCUCCAUUGCUUUUUCCAGUCCAGCAGACGCUCCUGACUUCCUCCAUAUUUCCUUGAGCUACUUGAACAGUCUCGUGAGGAAGGUAAUUGAGGUUGUCACAGCUGGUCGAGGCCGCUUUGAUUCUCUUAAGUAUCUCCUAGAAGCGGGCUUAAAUGGGGUCAAGAGUGUGGGUAAUGCCCAUUGCUUUGAACGUUGUUCGGAAGCUAUUUCCCACUUGGAAGCCCAGCUCAAACAUUUGGAAGCCCUCAGCCACGAAGACAUUCAGACACAGAUCGUGUCUACUUUUGCUGACUUCCAGGUUGAGGAAGUGACCCGCCGUGAGAGCGAUCUGAGACAAAAAGAACUGGAGCUCUCAACUGCUUCUUUGGACCUCAUUCGCACGAAACUGGUCGAAGCUGAGGCGGAGGUGCUGAGAUUGAAAGCCCAGCUUUCUCGUGAAGAAGCCGUCGUUAAUAUACUUGGGGCCAAAAAUACGAACACUCUUUUGAAUUACCAUACGGAAGCUCAGGCUCUUGAAAGAGCGAAGAAGGAGGCAGUCGCUGAAGUAGCACCCACCGAGGAUGAUAUGCGGAAGAAGGCUGAAGCCGUUGUGCGAGCCAGUCAUGAAGAAAAGCUUGCUGAUGCUAAAGCUCAACUUGCCUCUUUUGACUUGACUUUAUACAAGUCACAAGAAAUGCCUGAGAUGUAUUCCUGA
Messenger RNA from Asparagus officinalis (garden asparagus), 1602 nucleotides. RefSeq lists its product as uncharacterized. The record is from RefSeq and is a predicted model, not a curated record. Lineage: Eukaryota; Viridiplantae; Streptophyta; Magnoliopsida; Asparagales; Asparagaceae. The transcript is spliced from 4 exons. Bases 1 to 1602 code for a protein of 533 amino acids.